ACCAGGGGCCGCCUAACGGAAAGUUACCAGUAACGCCAUUCUUUCGUCCCAAUUCCCAACUACGUCACCCUUUCUUCCCAAUUGUCUUUAUCUGUCACGUUCUCUUCAACCCUCACUCAACCACAACCCUUCGUUCGGUAGAGUCGAGACCUUUGGGUCUGUCUCUAUUGCGACACCACACUACCUCGAGUAGAUCUCACCAAGUCCCUAUACUACCUAAGAACCUAAACCCACCCUCACCCCACGCCAGUCGCAGCAAUGGGUUUCGUAGCCGGCGUCACCGGCGGCGCAACCCUCACCCUCGGCCUCACCUACCUCGCCAUCUCCGCCCACCAGCGCAACCGCACGCACCAAUCCGACCUCCUACGCGCGCAGACCCGCUUCGUCAACACGCUCGCCCGCGACACUCUCCCCACCAACCUGCGCACGCGCUACCCCGUCAACGAUGAAGACCUAGCCUACUUCCCUCCCCCUCGCUCCGAGCUGGUCGAGCGCGCGCGCCACCGCUUCGUCGAGUCUGUCAAGGACAGGUGGAACCAGGAAAUCCAGAACGCGGUGCGGUGGGCGCAGACGAAGGACUGGUCGUCCGUUCGCGAAAAGGCCGAGGACGCUGUUGCCAGUCUGUUCGGCUACACGAUCGAUCGCAGCGAGUAUGCUGCGGCGAAGGCGAAGGAGGCGGCGAAGGAAGCGGCCAGGAUCGCGGCUGAAAGGAUGAGGUAUGCGGCGGAGGAGGGCAAGGAAACGGGCAAGAUCAUGGCUAGGGAGGCGCAUGCCAGGUCGGAGGAGAUGAGGAGGCGGGCGGCCGAAACGGCGAGGUUGUGGAGCCAGGAAGCCAGGGAGGAAAUGCAGGUUGCCAAGGGUGUGGCGCAGAGGGUCGCUGAGGAGGUGAGGCACGAUGCUGAUGUGGUCAGGGGCGUGGUGAACAGCGUGGUCGACAAGGCGGUUGAGAAGGGCCGCCACGGCAUCGAGAAGGUGGAGGAGGCGGUGGGCAUGGGCAAGGCGGCGGUUGAACUCGCCGAAGAGAAGUUCGAGGCCGCGAUGGACCGGAAACUGUUGCACGUGUCGGAUAUUGACAAGGCGUUGCAGGAGAGGUAUACCAAGAGGGAGGAAGUCAUGAAGAAGAGCGUGCAGGAGGUGUUGGCGGAGAGAUAUAUCCCGAUGGACAAGAGGGACAACACCAGGUUACGCAGUCUUAUUUAGGGGUUGGGCGAUCGGGAUACGUUGCGGGGUCAUCAGUAUAUAGACAAAAGAGGCAGCAGCAGUUGUGGAAGGGUUUUUCAAGAGCGACAAAAUAAUCAUCUCACCAACUCCACACAUUCAAUGGAGGAAGACAUCAACAUCCUAACAGGGAAAAGCAAGAAGAAAAAAGAACAUACAAAGCCAGGUGGUUCACCGGUCAUCACCGAGCCGACUACUAGCCUGGCGGUCACAGGCUGAUCUAAGGGAGAGCGGACGGGAUCCCGAGUUUUGGCCCAGUGACUAUGGUAUGUCUACGUUGUGUGAACAUGAGAAGGAUCAGUCUUCUAUUCAAACAAGUCAUGUGUGAUCGAUUUCCAAAGGCUUUGUGCUGGAUGAUCUUAGUUGUUUAUUGUUAUUCUCAGUUCGGUGCCGUGACACGGGCGCGGUACUAUAGCUUAUAAUUCAAGACGUGACGAUAUGUGUUAGAUGAGUAUAUACAGAAGCUAUAACCAUGGAAUUGGA
Neurospora crassa OR74A is the source of this 1701-nucleotide messenger RNA. RefSeq lists its product as hypothetical. The record is from RefSeq and is a predicted model, not a curated record. The transcript is spliced from 2 exons. Gene Ontology annotation, biological process: cristae formation. Gene Ontology annotation, cellular component: MICOS complex; mitochondrial crista junction. Lineage: Eukaryota; Fungi; Ascomycota; Sordariomycetes; Sordariales; Sordariaceae. The coding region runs from base 259 to 1200 and encodes 313 amino acids.